UGCAUAUCAGCACUGUAAUCAGUCUUGUAGUUGCGCGAAUGGCUGUAAUACCAACUACUGGGGAGAGAAAUGCCAGAACCUUUGCAAUUCCAACUGCAAUAUUCCAACGCUCAACAGUAAUACAUGCGAUACUGCGAAUGGUUCUUGUAUAUACGGGUGUCAAAACACAUUUUGGGGAUUCCAGUGUACAAACAGCUGCUCGCCAUAUUGUUUAAAUGGCACAUGUCACCAAAUGUCUGGUAACUGCUCAGUCGGAUGUUUGAGUAACCAGACGUACGGUGGAAAUUGUUCGAUUCCUUGCAAUCAGAACUGUAAAAAUUGCAUUUGCGACAGAAAUAACGGUCAUUGCCAACUGGGAUGUAGUACUGGAUGGUACGGAGAAAUGUGUGAUAAACAAUGCAAUGGCAAUUGUUUCACAAGCAGCUGCAAUCAAAGCGAUGGAACCUGUGUCUAUGGCUGUAAGAUUGGGUGGUACGGGGAACAGUGCACGCAACAAUGUAGUGAUGGAUGUUUAGAUAAAAUUUGUCUAGUCGAUACCGGAAACUGCAGUCGUGGGUGCGCUCCUGGCUAUAAAGGUCCUCAGUGUGAUAAAGAUUUAGAGAGUCAGAAAAUGUGUUAUGAGUGUGACAACAUGUCCAGUCCACAAUAUUGUGAUUCAGUUGCCAACUGCCAGGCCAGUGAGACAUGCUUCAUUGAGUCCCACAAGGCGGCACAUGGAAAGAAAUUUCGUUCAGGUUGCAUGGAUGAAAAGAAAUGUCGUAUGCUAGAGAGCGCCAAUACCACCUCAGUAUGUGUUGAGUGCUGCUACAAUAGCAUGUGUAACAACAGAGGAUGCGGAAAUUCUGAUUUUCCUUCACGUGAACAUCGUGGACCCAUGUGUUUUGGCUGUCUUCAUACCGGAGAUCCGAAAACCUGUGACACUGUCAGCAUGUGUACCCCUAACCAGGUUUGUUCAAUAGAAAAGUUCCAGUGGGGAGAAGGUUUUCAUUACAAACAAGGCUGUGCUAAUAAAGUGUGCAAUUCCUUAUCUUACCACAAACGAUCGAUUCCACUCUGUCAUUCUUGUUGUGAAGAUGACUAUUGCAAUCGUAACUGCACAUCUAAUACUUCAAAUAAUGGAGAGAUAUUUGUUGGUUGAAAGAAUGAAAAGUCUAAAGAAACUGCUGAGUUGAUCGGACACACAUGAUGUACACCUUUUGUUGGAUUAUAUAAAUUACAUUAUAUUUUGAACUUCUUUCUGUAUGCAAAGAUACACCUUUGACAUUACAUAGGAUUAAACCAAAGAGCUUGGCACCUCAAGUAUAACAAAAUUUCAUGGACAGAAGCUAUGACAUUAGGGUAUAACUGUAUAAUGUUACAUACAAUGUUAGUGAAACAGCUAUCGUAACAAAUGAGGGAAGAUGAAAAACUUGAGAAGAAGAGCAUAAACUAUGCAUGUAAAUUGAAAUACAUGUAUUGUGUCAAAAAUUUGAUUGUAAUGAUUAUGUUUUAAAGGACUCGAACUUUUCUAUAUAGUUUAUGACGCGUUUGCUGAUCUUGAAAAGGCUAUCAAUGAAGUAUUGAACAUUACACAUCUCCCGUAGCAAGAAAGGAUUGUAAAAAUGUUCAGCCUUUCGUUUUACUAAUUUGUGCGGAAAUUUAAAUUUUAUAUAAAGCAUGAAUCUUUUUUUUUCUGAAAUGGCAAAAUAGUAAUUUAUAAAUGCCCAUAGAUGUUUUGGAAAAAUGUUGCCGUUCAGCUUCUUGCUAUUCCCAAGUAGCAGGACACAUUAAAUGUUUGUUAAUUAAUCCUGAAGCUUUCCUUCUUGCCAAACAAAGUGUUGUGAUAUAUCUGUCUCUUUGAAAUUCAUAUGUUUAAGCAAAAACACUUUUCAAACGUUUCGUCAUUACUUUUUAAAGAAAUAUGUAAUAAAGUUUUAUUACUGUAAAAGCAACAUCUUUGUAUUUCGAUAUCAAGUUAAGUCAUUUCAAGUCAAAUACUUUGUUUUAUCACAUAAAUAACAUAUUAAGAAUCUUCUUAAAAUGUUUUGUUGUCAAGAAAUAAGUAAUAUAUUU
Messenger RNA from Mercenaria mercenaria, 2052 nucleotides. Its product is annotated as protein draper-like. Lineage: Eukaryota; Metazoa; Mollusca; Bivalvia; Venerida; Veneridae. The transcript has 8 exons. The record is from RefSeq and is a predicted model, not a curated record. Bases 233 to 1138 code for a protein of 301 amino acids.